Molecule: messenger RNA, 2358 nt
Organism: Leptopilina boulardi
Lineage: Eukaryota; Metazoa; Arthropoda; Insecta; Hymenoptera; Figitidae
Product: peroxisomal acyl-coenzyme A oxidase 3-like
Exons: 12
Coding region: 203-2203 (666 amino acids)
Biological process (GO): lipid homeostasis; fatty acid beta-oxidation using acyl-CoA oxidase
Cellular component (GO): peroxisome
Molecular function (GO): fatty acid binding; pristanoyl-CoA oxidase activity; FAD binding
Source: RefSeq, a predicted model, not a curated record
UUCCAAGUGAGAGGAAUAUUACUCGUAUCAUUUGUUAUUUGUAUCUUUAUCUAAUUUUUUUAGCAAGUCAUUAAAGAAUGAAUUAUUAUUUGCCAAAGAUUAAAUUUUCCCUAACUUGCAAUAUUUCGAGAUUGUGAGAAUUUAAAAAACUUGGAUUUUAACAAGAAAACUUGUUUUUCAAAACAUCAAGUAAGAAUUUCAAAUGGAUACGAUACGAGAUUUACCAAAAAAUGGACCAUUAGAGGAAUAUAGAAAGAGAUCGAGUUUUAAUUGGAAAUUGUUUAAAAUCCAUUUUGAAGGUGAAAAGUUCGUCAGAUCACAAGAAGAACUAUGGAAGUUUCUUGAAAAAAAUCCAGAAUUCCAUCAUCCUACGAGAUCGUUAACUUUAGACGAAACUCGUAGAAGAUGUUAUCGACAAGUCAAUGAAAUUUCAAAAAUUGCUGAAGACAAACCAAUUGAAUGGCAUUUUUUGCUAAGCCUUUAUGAUACUUCAUUGCCAUUGUUAAAAGGUCUCAGUCGUGGAACAAUUUCCAAUGCAAUUAUCGAUUUAGGUACAGAAAAUCAUCGAAAACUGGUGGAAAAAUUUACAACUGGCACGUUUCGUGGAUGUUUAAGUUUCACGGAAAUAUCACAUGGAACAAAUUUGAAGGGUCUUCAAACUACAGCAACUUAUGAUGUUGAAACAGAAAAUUUUAUUCUUCACACACCAAAUUUUCAAGCCGCCAAAUGUUGGUCCGGUGUAUUAGGAAAAACAGCAACACAUGCACUUCUUUAUGCUCAAUUAAUUACUCCCGAUGGAGUAAAUCAUGGUCUUCAUCCAUUUAUUGUUCCGAUUCGAGAUACAGAAACACUUUUACCUCUAUCGGGAAUAACUGUUGGCGAUAUGGGUGAAAAAAUUGGUCUCAAUGGUUUGGACAAUGGUUUUUUGUUAUUUAAAAAUUAUUCCCUUCCUCGUAAUUAUUUACUGAAUAAAAUUACCGAUGUGACGAAAGAUGGGAAAUAUGUUACUGUUUUGAAAGAUCCAAGUCAACGUUUUGGCGCAUCUAUAAGUCCUCUUUCUAAUGGUAGAAUAAGAAUUAUUUACAAUAAUACAAUGUACAUGAGAAUAGCUUUGACAAUAGCAAUUCGAUAUUGUGCCUCAAGAAGGCAAUUUGGUCCGACAGAAAAAGUGGAAUUACCAGUAAUUGAAUAUCAAGUUCAGCAAGGACGAUUGUUUCCACAUUUAGCGUCACUAUAUGCACUCACUGUAUUUAGUUAUGAUCUUUUCAAAAAAGUUGAAGAAAAAAAAUCAAAAGAUCCAAAAACUGUUGUUGCCGAGGGAAUGGAAUUACAUGCACUCUCAUCAGCGGGAAAACCAUUUUCCUCGUGGUUAGUUCGUGAUGCUAUUCAAGAUUGUAGAGAAGCAUGCGGUGGUCAUGGAUAUCUAAAAGCAUCACGUUUGGGAGAAAUGAGAGGAGCAAUCGAUGCCAGUUGUACUUACGAGGGAGAAAAUACAGUUUUAAUUCAACAAGCGAGUAAUUGGAUUUUAAAUCAAUGGGACAAUUUUAAAAAGGGAAAAGGAAUUUCCUCGCCUCUUGGAACUGCAGGAUUUUUAAAAACAGCAGUUUAUAUUCUUUCACAAAAAUUUCAUGCCACCACCGUUGAGGAAACUCUUAAACUUGAUAAUCUUCUCAUCAUGCACAAAUGGUUGACAUGUUACUAUCUUAUGAAAACUUAUGAGCACACGCAAAAUUUAAGAAAACAAGGAAUGAAUUCUUUUGAGAUUCGUAAUAAUUCACAAAUGUUUUUCGCUCGUUCUUUGUCAUUGAUUUAUGCCGAGCAUGCAGUGGUAAAAAGUUUUAUGAAUCGAAUUGAAGAUCCAAUUUUCGUGAAAUCGGAACGUUGUGUUUUGAAAAAAUUGUGUGCAUUAUUUUCUGCUUCCUGCCUUGAGAAAAGAAUGGCCGAUUUUUAUGCUGGUGGAUUUGCGACUAUUCAUUCGAAACUUGACGUUUUACUUCGUACUGGAAUUGUUUCACUCAACAAUGAUUUACUCAAUGAAGCUGUGGCUUUAAUUGACGUUCUUGCACCACCAGAUUUUGUUGUCAAUUCUCCUCUAGGAAUGUCAGACGGCGAGAUUUACAAACAUUUGGAAGAGAAUUUCUUCGGGGAUGCAAAAAAUUUCGAACGUCCAUCUUGGUGGAUGGAAUUAAAAUCUAAUCUGUAAUUUAAUGUAAAAUAGUUUUCUAAGCAAAAAACCAAUAUGAAAUAUUAUUUUUCUUGUAUUUUUGUAAUCUGUAAUUUUAUGUAAAAUAUUAAAUAUAAUUUUUUAAUCAUUUAGAAAAAUUUUGUAAGACAAUAAAAAUUUAUAUUCUUCUUUAA